AUGACUCGACUCAGUAACAUCGCCGUUGUUGUUCCUCUUCCCUCCGUCGACAUAGACCCCCUCAAGGCCUUUGAUGAAAACUUCUUUGACCGUGCUGUUGACAACAUCCUGUCCGAGGAAGCGAGCAUUGAAGAAUCCCGGGACGACAUGAUGGACAACAAUGUUGGCACCUCAAGUCCCUUUGGGUAUGAUGGCACAUCUGACUCCUCGAAGCUCGGCGUUCGUCGUAGUGGAAGGACCGAAGCCAAGUCGCCGCAUUUUUCCACACCCUCGAUCUCCUCACCUACAACCACCACGGGAAAGAAACCGAAGUCAAGAACAUCUUCCAGAAUACGCAAGCCUUUGGCAAUGGAGGAUGUCAGGGGUAAUGAUGAGGCUCCUAUGGGCAUCCAAAACACCAUGCAACCUCAGCAUGGGGACGAAGUCAUGGAAGUUGAACCUUAUCCCAUCCACGAAGCUGGUGAUCACCCUUCUGCACUUCCAGAAGCCACCGGAUCCACCAACAUAUCGACCGCUGAGAAUGAAAUGACGGCGGAAGAGAAGAUCUUUGUUUCCGUGGACCCUGAAAAGCAAAUGGAGGUGCUGAAGUUCGUUGUAUCACACCCUUUCAUGAUGGAACAAGUUCAACCUGUUCGACGUUCGGCCAGAAGAGAAUUCACUGGCCAAGUGCGCGGGGUCGCUGCAGAGGCUGGACUGAACGACACAGCUAUCGAUGCUUUGAUUGACCAUAUUCGAAAGACCUACCUUGAGGACCGUGGAAUUGUGGAAACAGAAGAUGCCGGCUCUGCGUUUGGGGAUGAAGUUGAUGGCGAUGCAGAAGCCCGCAAGAACCUGCAUCGAAAGCGGCGUAAGAGCAGCUCGGCUAACGCCGAGGACAAAGAGCACAAGAAAAGCAAGAGACGUCACUCGGAUAAGGCAAGGCGGCACAACCACGAUGCUACGCAGUAUGAUGAGCGAACCAAUGUUAUGGAAGCUCAUGUCCCGGCAAGUGUUCCUACUGGCAGCCAGGACAAUCGCUGCAUUGAGCCGGAUGAACCGAAACUUGAAGACAAUACGCCGGAUCUACCCACGAUGCCCACGAACAUCAUUCGGGGCAGUCCUGGUAGACCCAUCGACCUGACUGACUCUCCUCCCUAUGACGAGUUCAUCCCUGAGGCUGAUGCCGUUCCACCAAACGAAGGCGUUGGUGCUAUCGGGGGGUUCAAGGAUGUCAACGAGAGGAUUAAAGAAGUUCUUUCACGUUCACCCAACGACCGGAGAUAUGCUAUUCCCGAGAGCCCAUCGCCUGAAAAAGCGGUCGAAGAAAAGCCAUCGAAACGUCGUGAGUCAAGCCAAGCGUCGAAAACAGAGCGAAACAAGCGCAAGCGCGAACGGAAGAAGGCGAGCAAAAAACAUCGGAGAUUGGGUGAACAGAAACAGCCUCAAGACGACUCCAUUGAUGGAGCAGAGAAGCAGCCUCAAGCCCACUUCGUCGAUGAAACAGAACAAGAUCAAAUUCCGCCUUCUACUCCGCGACGACCCUCUUUCGAGAGCCCCAAUGGAAGCACACAGAGCUCCGGUGUGACUCCAAGUGAUGAGGUCCAGUCUAAGUAUUUCUUAGGAGCCGGCAACCCUAGAGUUGGCUCAAAAAGCAAGCGGGAAAAGGCUUCCUCGCUGUACGAUUUUUCUAUUCCCCCCAAAACCCGACAGCUGUUGAAAGAUUUGAAUCUGCCCCCAGAUUUCUUGUCAUCGGACUCUCCCUUGAGUGAUGCGCCGAGUGAUUUUGAUUCCGAUUGGAAUGAUCUAGAAGAUCCUCCGUCGCAUAUCCAUAUCAAGUUAUCACCUCCGGAAAGCCCCUGCCUUUGUACAAAUCCCGAUCCUGAAACUCCGGUGAAAUGCACCUCUUUCGUUAACCCAGAACCCCUUAAAACCCCUCAAGCCAAAGCCCUGAAGCAUUCUCCUUAUUUCCCACGUGUGCUUGCUGAUCCUGAAUCUUGCCUCCCAUUUCCCCCUAUCGAUGCGUCUUCUUUCGGACUCAUCCAGGAGCAGCUUGCACAUGACCCCUUUCGUUUACUCAUUGCAACCAUUUUUCUCAAUCGGACCCGCGGUGGCGUUGCCCUGCCAGUCUUGUUCAAGGUUUUUGAACGAUACCCUACAAUUGAGGCGAUGGCAGAAGCAGAUCUAUCGGAAUUUGUAUCGAUGAUAAACUGCUUGGGCUUUCAAAACCAACGUGCAAGGAAAUGUAUCACAUUGGCACAAACAUGGCUAUCAGACCCCCCGCACAAAAGCAAAAGAUAUCGGAAGCUCCACUACCCACGAAAACUGGACGGUCGAAAUGUUGGCCGCAAAGAAUGCAUUGACGAAGAAGAUCUACGAGUCGCAUGGGAGAUUGCGCACCUACCCGGAGUUGGAGCAUAUUCCCUUGAUAGCUGGAGGAUCUUCUGUCGCGAUGAGUUGCGGGGGAAAGCCUCUGACUGGAAAGGGACGGAUGCGACAGAGAUCGGGUUCGUGCCUGAAUGGAAGUGUGUCCUACCACACGACAAGGAGCUACGUGCCUAUCUUACAUGGAUGUGGCUGAAGGAAGGGUGGGUUUGGGAUUACAACACGGGUGAUUUGACACUUGCCAGUGACAAGAUGAUGAGAGCUGCGCAGAACGGAGGGGUCGCUCGUGAAGAAGAAGGGAAUUGGAUACUAGAGACAUCGCUUGUCAAGGCUGUGAAUGGAUUGCAUGAAUCGGAUUGA
Penicillium mononematosum is the source of this 2721-nucleotide messenger RNA. Its product is annotated as putative pre-mRNA splicing factor. Gene Ontology annotation, molecular function: catalytic activity; DNA binding. The transcript has 3 exons. Bases 1 to 2721 code for a protein of 906 amino acids. The record is from RefSeq and is a predicted model, not a curated record. Gene Ontology annotation, cellular component: nucleus. Gene Ontology annotation, biological process: base-excision repair. Lineage: Eukaryota; Fungi; Ascomycota; Eurotiomycetes; Eurotiales; Aspergillaceae.